CGGAAGGUAUUCGCCGCCGCCGUAUCGCGCCGCGCCGGACCCCAUGCCGCCGCCGCCGCGACGCUGCAUGCCGAACCCCACUAGUCGUAUAUUGGAAGAUGCAUCCAUUAUGUGCAAUUCCUGGUCACCUAGGCAUAACGGUGACUUAUUCGGGGGCUUGAACAGCGGUCUACAAGACGGCUUACUUUCGAGGGCGGAGGCUUUGGCUGCGGAUUUGGGAAAACACAACGCAGGCACCCCAAUGCCUCUGAAGCACGACCCCGUCUCCGUCUACCACCAUGGAGCCCAUAUGCCAACCCCCCAUCCGAAUAACCGGCCGCAUCAUCAGAUGAGUCACCCGGGAAUGGAGAGUCUCGACAUGCUAGACCCAGCGAAUUCGAUGACCACGUUAACACCGAUGUCAGAGAACACGGGCGGCGGUCCGGGCCAUCACGCCGGGAUCCACGGGCCAUCCGUGUACGGCGGCAUGAACGGAAUGAUGGGUCACCAUCACCAUCACGGAAACCUGGGCGGCGGAGGCGGCAGCGUGCCUCAUCCAGCUCACCAUCACCCAGCGAUGGCGGCGGCCGCGGCGGCAGCCGCUGCGGCUGGUCUGCACCCGGACGCAGACACAGACCCCCGGGAGCUGGAAGCGUUCGCCGAGAGAUUCAAACAGAGACGCAUUAAACUCGGCGUAACGCAAGCCGACGUUGGGAAAGCUUUGGCGAAUUUGAAGCUUCCCGGGGUCGGAGCACUCUCGCAGUCGACAAUAUGUCGGUUCGAGUCGCUGACGUUAUCACACAACAACAUGAUCGCCUUGAAGCCUAUCCUCCAAGCAUGGCUAGAAGAGGCUGAGGCCCAGGCGAAGAACAAAAGACGAGACCCGGACGCUCCGUCGGUGUUGCCCGCCGGUGAAAAGAAAAGGAAGCGGACGAGCAUAGCCGCGCCCGAGAAACGCUCUUUAGAAGCGUAUUUCGCUGUACAACCGCGGCCGUCCGGCGAGAAGAUAGCCGCGAUCGCGGAGAAGCUAGACCUCAAGAAGAACGUUGUCAGGGUCUGGUUCUGCAACCAGCGACAGAAGCAGAAGCGCAUGAAAUUCGCGGCUCAACAUUGA
Messenger RNA from Nomia melanderi (Alkali bee), 1093 nucleotides. RefSeq names its product abnormal chemosensory protein 6 (gene acj6). NCBI's taxonomy places the organism in Eukaryota, Metazoa, Arthropoda, Insecta, Hymenoptera, Halictidae. The record is from RefSeq and is a predicted model, not a curated record. Gene Ontology annotation, molecular function: DNA-binding transcription factor activity, RNA polymerase II-specific; RNA polymerase II cis-regulatory region sequence-specific DNA binding. Gene Ontology annotation, biological process: regulation of transcription by RNA polymerase II.